Messenger RNA from Penicillium hordei, 939 nucleotides. RefSeq lists its product as uncharacterized. The transcript has a single exon. The record is from RefSeq and is a predicted model, not a curated record. Bases 1 to 939 code for a protein of 312 amino acids. NCBI's taxonomy places the organism in Eukaryota, Fungi, Ascomycota, Eurotiomycetes, Eurotiales, Aspergillaceae. Gene Ontology annotation, cellular component: cytoplasm.
AUGCCAGUCUCCCAUGAAGCAGUGCACAACGUCUUGAACCAUGUUCUACCCCAUAUUGAACGCCACAUUCAAUGUCAGUUGCCAGCCUCAACAACCCUACGACCCUUUAUCCUAGGCUUGACAGGCCUCCAAGGCAGCGGGAAAUCAACAUGGACCGAUGCAAUUGUGAAAGAGCUAAGACAAAGCCACGGCUUCAACACAAUAAACUUGUCACUCGAUGACUUGUACCUUGACCACGACGAUCUUGUCCAACUUCGCACGGCCAAUCCAUCUAACAAACUGGUCCAAACACGAGGCCAGCCGGGAACACAUGACAUGGCCCUUGCGCGCUCUUUCUUCGAAAGCUUAAGCGCCGGCUCGGAGAUCCUUAUCCCGUCAUUUGAUAAGAGCAAGUUCAACGGCGAGGGCGGGAGGACACCCAAAGAGAGCUGGGACCAUGUCCCAGCUGGAACAGCAAUUGACGUUGUUGUUUUUGAAGGCUGGUGCAUUGGAUUCCAGCCACUGCAGGAAACGGCUGUUCGACAACGAUGGGAGGAAGGCUUACAGAAGCAUACUGAAUUGGAAUAUCCAACGAAAACACUGAGAGAUCAUGCGGUUGAACACUUGCUGGAUGUGAACACGCAGCUGCGCGGUUACUGCGAUCUUUUCAUGGGACCGCAACACUUGGAUUUUCUUGUUCAUUUGGAUACCGAUGAUCUGGUAAAUGUUUAUCGGUGGCGGAUGCAGCAGGAGCAUGCUCUCCGCGCGCGGACGAACGAGAGUAUGACGGAUGAACAGGUUGUCCAAUUCGUGAAGAGGUACAUGCCAGCUUAUGAACUGUAUCUUGACCAGUUGAGACGGGGAUUUUUUGGGUUGAGCGCACCCAAUGCCAAUAAUAAGGGCCAGUUGCGAGUUGUUUUAGAUCAGGAUAGGACAGUAGUUGAUAUUGAUUUGUACUAG